Linum tenue is the source of this 4255-nucleotide messenger RNA. The record is from the annotation of a GenBank genome assembly. NCBI's taxonomy places the organism in Eukaryota, Viridiplantae, Streptophyta, Magnoliopsida, Malpighiales, Linaceae.
UUUGUUCCCCUGAUAUAUUUUCGACCCUUCGUCCCUUCCCACCUUCCCACCUUCGACCGAGCUUCCCAUCUUCCCGGCUCCCGCUGCGCCGCUGCCAUCCGACCCCCGCCGUCCCUGGCCGUCCCCGACGUCACCCGUCCCCGGCGUCCCUCUGUUCAGGCGUUCGGCUGCUCCUCUGUUCGCUCCAAUCGCUCGAGUGCUCGACGUCGACGCCUCGUGGCCCUCUUCCAGGUCGAGGUCUGCUCCAGUCAAAGUCUGUUCGCUCGACCUACUCUCGUCGUCGAGGUCGAGGUCCUCUUCCUGUCGACUUACAGAGUUCCAGUGCUGCUUCAGUGGGGUGGAGAAACAAGGUUAGAAGAAGCAUUGGUGGCAAUGGAGAAGAUUUCUGCAGCUUCAGCCAUGGAAUGGAGCAUUGAGCUUGACAAGGGCCUUCGUUCGAGGAAGCCUGGUCAAGCUGUCAAGGCCAUACAACAAACCGGGAGCAGGCUCCAGCAGUGGGAUCAGGAACCUGAACCCACAAAGGCAGCGCAUAAGAUAUUUGACUUGGUCGCUGGGGAGGAGAGGUUCUUUCUCAACUGUAUUCUUUUGAAGCUUUCUGAUGCCUUCAGGUCAGGCGAUAAAGAUAUAAGGGUCUCUGUUGUCAAGGUAUUUCUAUCACUGUUCAAGAUGAGAAGGAAAACUAAGCGCUAUCACGGGGUUAUGUCAAAAGCCAAGAUGUGCAAUCCCUUGGAACUUCUGAAGAGAGUGAAGAUUGUUUUUGAUACUGGCGAUUUAGAGUCAAGAGUUCUGGCUUUGGUCCUCUUUGGUAGCUGGGCUGAAUUUUCGAGGGAUAAUGCUCAUAUCAGAUAUAUAAUACUCUCAAGCUUGGUCUCGUCGGAGGUAAUGGAGGUGAGGUCAGUAGUCUUACCAAACUGGUUUUGGUUCCUUAUGAGAAUAGCGGAUUAUGUUUGGAUUCUUUUGUGUGUGCAGGUAAAAGCAUCUUUGUUUGCUGCAGGUUGCUUUUGUAAGUUUGCAUAUGACUUUGCUCCUGUUGUCUUAGAAAUGCUGCCUCGUAUAGUGGCUUCAUCCGAGCUAUCAUCAACUUUGAGAGCAGCUGGAGCAAAUGUCUUCGCCAAAAUGGGAUACUUUUCACCUAAUGCAGUUAAUGGAUACAAGAUCGGUCUGAAGCUGCUGCUAUACUCUUCAGAUGAGGAUUUAUCAGUCUCCUUGCUACUUUCGCUCUCAAAACUGGCUUAUAAAUCUAGCAGUAUUCUACCUGAUCAGGUAGAAGUGCUUUUAUCAUUUCUUAGCCAAGAGAAACCUUUACACCAGCAAUCAACAGCCUUAAGGUGCCUUCGACUUUUAUCAUCUCCAGUUUGUUCCCAUCCUGUUGGCCUCCUAACCGUCAAACCCUUACUGAGGAUUGUGCAUGAUACUAAACUGCCCAUAUCUAUGCAAUGCGACGCACUACGGAUUCUGCAUAAGAUGUUUAAGUACCAAAAGAUGCACAUGCCUGGUGAUGUGAUGCGUGAAUUUUCUAAAGUUCUCACCAUUUUGGAUAAUGCAAACCAGUCAAAUAUAGAGUCCAACCGUGUUCUAGUCAUCUCUAUCCUAGCAGAUGUGCUCAUUAAGAAUAGCAGAAAAACUGGCACAGAGCUUGAUGGAAACUGUGAUUCUUUUCCUUCCCUGACAUGGAUCAUCUCGACAAUUAUCGGUCAGAUCAUCUCACUGGUGAAGCAGUUGUUGGAUAGUAAUCGGUACUGGGAUGUAGCACUUCCAGAAGUACGGAGGUUGCUUGCUGUUCUUCUUUUUGUAGCUGGAGAACAUCUUGUUCAGGGAGUCAUUGUACUGGAUAGAAUUAGAUUGGUAAUUGAUUAUCUUGUGAACCACUUGCCCCAGAAGGCUAUUGUCUCAACAGUAACUGCUCCAACUGGUCAGGAGAUGGAUCAUUUUAGAGCGAAGAACUUCGGCACUAGUCUGAAGAUCGCCAAUCAAGUUCACAAGUUCGCAGUAGCAUGCAUUCAGAAUCUCAUUGAACUUGGUGCCAGUGCUGCUGAAGUACUAGACAAAGUAAAGAUGUUGGUUGAUUGUGUACACAGGUGCAGUUUAUUUGGUUCCUAUGUGCAGGCAGUUUACUCUAUACAGGUGCACUCUUCAGUGUUUUGGGGUUGUGCUGUCAACAAGAGCAAACAAGGUUGUAGUCCAAAUAGGCAAUUGGGGGAUUCGGAUUGUGAUCUCUUGAUUAAGCAUGAAAUUUUCACCCUUGAGUGUGUCAUGGAGAUGCUGAAAGAGAAGAAUUUCUGGCAGUUGUACACGAUUGGAAAAUUCGCAGCAGGUCAAGGAGCGUGGGUCACAGCUAAAUUUAUAUUUGAGCAAAUAGCAAGCAAGGUUCAAUCAGAAUCCUCCUCUUGCUGGUUAAAAUCACUAGCUCAGCAUGCCCAAUGUGAGAUGAGAAUUCAGUUGUUUCUCUUACCAAAACUAAGGUGCAGUUUAGCAGAGUGGUCACUAACAAAAGAGAUCCCAAUUCUCUAUUUCCGGAACAUCUCUUGUGGCAGCGUUGAUCAAGGUGUUUCUGUUCAAGUCUGUGGAGAAAGUUAUGGUGAAGUGCUUGUAGAAGCUCACAACAGUAUACGUUCUUCUGCGGAAACCCUGGAUUGUGUUGUCAAGUUUGGCAAUUCAUUUUAUUUCCAGAGAUGGUUUUUGGCUUUGAGAAUGCUGGUCCUUACAACUGUAUAUGAUGUGCUCAAAGUGUUAGGUUCUAGCGGCAGUGGGCAUGCUGAAGGAAGUUUAGCACAUGGUCUCAGUUCUGUACAACAAAUUACGCAAUGUUCAUUUCGUUUGACGAGACUAGCACAAGAACUGGAUCUACUCUACAUUUCUUUCAUUAACAUGGACACCAAGAGUUCAAAUAUCAUCUCGGCCCUUGCUUUGAGUUGUUCACUGUUGGCUUUCACUUCUGGGACAGCUGCUUCUUUUGCAACUGUGCAUGCAAAUGACAAUAGCAAUCUGCAUCUCAAUAGAAUGUCGAUAGAAGACUUGGCUGGUCGAUUGUGGCUCAUAGAUCCUGACACCUGUUCUAUUCUGUUCCAACUUUUGGAUGUCAGUCUGGGCAUAGACCAUCCUCAUGUCCAGCCUAGGAAUCAGAAGCUGGAAAGUGGUGAAGUAAGAGAUAUCACCAGCAUCUGUCACGAUGUUGUUUCUCGUGUAGAUGGAUUUCGAAACGAGUUAAAAGACCCAGUUGAUAAUGUGGAAGCUCUGCUCAAAGUUACUGUAGAAAGCUUCCAGCUUCUGUUGAAUACUAUUGUCAAAUGGCUCCAAAUUCCUUUCAAGCUCCCUAUGUACUUCUUCAAAACAAGGCCUUGCCUUGUCUCGGAGCUCUUCACCUCCAAUGCUGAUGCCACCAACCAAAACGAGUUGAUUGUCCAGCCAGGAUGCGACCUCUCUCUGAACCUAUGCAUCCAACUUAAGAACUUGCCAGAUCUCCCCACUCCCAUAUCGAAACUAUAUUGCAUAGUCUAUUCCAUCACAUCUUUCGCAGAGUCCAGUCCAACCAGCAGAGGAACCAAGACGGGGCAAAUCCAGCGAGUGGACUUCAAAGACUGGCACAUGGAUGACAUGGUGCAGGCUAAUGAGAAACUGUUCCAUCACGUGAGAGACCGUGCUAACAAGACUACUGAUAGGGGCCGUAAACGUCCCAGGGUUGAGGAAGGGGUUGUUCAGAGUGUUGUUCAGUUUGAGGUGAACAACAGGGGGCAGGGGUUUUCAAGUUGCGUGCUUGGUGUAUCUGGUUUUCCGGAGGGCUGCUACCGGAUCAAGUGGCACAGCUGUUGUGUUGAUGGUAGAGGUCGUUAUUGGAGCCUCCUUCCUUCGAAUUCUGGACCUGUAUUUACUGUGUGCAGAAGCUGAAGCUACCUGUUGUAAAAAGUCGAUUAUUUUGACUUCUGUAAUUUGAUGAAACGGUGGUAAAUAGAUUCUUCUUUCAGACCGUCUCUGGUUCUUCUGAACGGUGAAUGUGCUCUAUUACUGUGUUAUAUAUGGUUUACAGUUUUUGCUCACACAUAGACACGCUUGAGGUGGAUGGCUUCCUUCUUCUAUCCUGAAACAAUGAGAAAAGCUAGAGAUCAAUGGAAAUGGCAGAAGAACUAAGGCCAAAACAACGAGAACAGGGAGCAGUGAGCCUGUGAGAUAGAAUAGAAGCACAAAAUAAUGAAAAAAGCUUGAGAAUGUAAUAAAAAUGUCAGAAGUGGGAUUUGAACCCACGCCCUCUCUCGAGGAC